UGUCAGCUGACUUUCAUUUCGAUGACCAUGAAAAUGAUUGAAUGGCAGACAACAACAAGGAAUUAGAAUCCAAGGAAGAUAAUUCCAAGGUGUCAGAUCGCAGAAACGGGCAUCAAUCACGUACUGGUCUACAAACCAUUAAUUUACAUCGGCCAACUGGAAGAAUAAACGAGCUAACUCAUAUGGCGAGCACCAACACUCUCCCAAAUGACAUUGACAAUACUGCUGGGCAGACAACAGAAGGCCCUACACCAAAGAAAUCUUUGAAGAGAGUGGCAUCAUUUUAUACUCCAUAUAUGGAGGAUCGCUUGAGAAGGAAACUGAAAUUUCAUUUCAUGGGACCACAUGAAAAAUUUAAAGCUAAAAGAAAGUGUCCCUGGAAACUUGUUCUACAGAUUUUUAAAGUUUUUCUUGUAACAGCUCAGCUGAUAAUGUUUGGGUAUGAGAGAGCCUUAUUUGUUGAGUAUGUGGAGUUGAACAAUAUUGCCAUGAAACACAUGUACCUGCUUAAAUGGGAUCCCAGCUUUGAGACGAUGCCUUACCCCCCAGCCACAGGAAAAUAUGCCAUCUACAAAGCAAACGACCUUAUAGAUCAUAUCAAUUUUGCUAUGAAACAGUUCAACCGUACUGAGGAAUUGACCCUUGGAUCACUUAGAUUUGCCAACAGAACAAAAUACCUCAGCAUGUGUGUGGAGGAGUACAGGGAGGGAAAGGUGUAUGACAAUGACACCUAUGUAUUUGAUCCCAAGGUCACCACAGUUUGUUUUGAUCUUCAGCCAGUACCUGUAUAUAAUGAAGCAACAAACAGUACAGAACUUCAAUAUGAUCUUCUUGCCAUUCUGAAAAAACAGAACAGAACCUUGUAUUUUGAUAGAAUUCUUUUAAUCACUCUUAAGUUCCGCCUGAGGUCCAUUCGACUAGCUCUGGAGAGGAAGAGUCAUGAACCGGAAUGUUUCAAAAUCAAUGGCAGGAUUGUGUUUGAUGACAGUAAUAAGGAUGGACAGAUGGUUGUUGAUCUUUUCUCUUCACUGGAUGAAUUUAAGUGCAGUGGAAAAUUUAAAAAUAUGUCUGAUGACCAGGCUGAUAAGCUGGGACAGAUGUUGUUUGAUAUUUUCGUCAUCCUUGUCAGUGUUUUCUCCUCGUUCCUCUGUAUAAGGUCUCUGUACAGAACUCACAAACUCAGAGUGGAAACAGUGCAGUUCUUUAAGACCCGCUACAGGAAGGAUCUGAGUUUCUACGACAAGUUUGAGUUUGUUAACCUUUGGUAUGUUUUGAUUGUGAUUAACGACAUUCUGACAGUGGUUGGAUCUUCCUUCAAAAUUCAGCUAGAGAGGAGGCAUGCCCAGAGUUCAUCAGAAAACUAUGACCUUUGUGCACUAAUGCUUGGAACUGGAAGUUUGCUGGUGUGGAUGGGAGUAAUUAGAUACAUAGGCUUCUUCAAAACUUUUAAUAUUCUGACUGUGGUGUUAAAGAAAGCUUUCCCGGACAUGAUGAGGUUUCUGGUAACUACAAUGAUGCUGUAUCUUGGAUUUAUGUUUUGUGGCUGGGCCGUGCUGGGACCUUAUCACAUCAAAUUCCGGCACUUAAGUACAACCUCUGAGUGUCUGUUUUCAUUGGUGAAUGGUGAUGAUAUGUUUGUGACAUUUUCUGCGACUGUGACAGAGGACACCUUAGUGUGGUACUACAGUAGGAUAUACCUGUAUUUAUUUGUGUCACUGUUUAUUUAUGCUGUCCUGAAUCUCUUUAUUGCUGUUAUCCUCGACACAUAUGAAACCAUCAAGGAGUACUAUGAGCAGGGCUUCCCUAAGAGUGAGUUGUUUGAGUUUAUUGAUGAGUGUGAGGAUUCACCAGACUCCGAGCUGUACAGAGGGGAGGAUCGAACAUGCUCCUGUGGUGUAUUGUCUCUGCUUUGCUGUUUCUGUUGUAAAAAAAGUAAAUCAGGCAGCCCGACAGAGUACACAAGUCUUCUCCACUGACCAGAGUCUGAUGAUCAGCAUAUCAUUACUUAGGAGGCUUGUCAAUACUCAGUAACCACACCCUAAUUACAGAGUACUGUACUAGCCUUAACCUUCAUAGACCACCGAACAUCUUUGGUCUGGCCAAUAACAUAAUCUUAACCUUCAUAGACUGCCGGACAACUUAGCUCAGGUCAAUAACAUUCCUUAACUUGGAUAUGUCAAGCUUUAAUUAUAUUCCAUUGUGAAUGCUAAAUGACUUUUAAACUUCAGAUAUGUUGCCAUUGUCAUAUUUUUUAUGUAGGUUGUAGUGCAUGGUAAAAUGGUGCUUUUUUGUCUUUCUUUAAAUGUGCCUAAGGAUUAUGAUCUAUUGACUUGCUUUAUUAAAUUGUUGUUACAGUAGUAGAUUAUGAGAUUGAAUGUACAAGUAUUAUAUUUAGAUUUUGUGUGGAUGUAUAAUAUUAAUACAGUUUGAAAUCAUGGUAAUGUGUGAUUAAUGCAGGGUACAGACCAUAAUAUCAGCCAGCCUCUUUUACCAAAUAGCUAUUGUAGCAUUAAGAUAUAAAUCAUAUACAUUUAUCAUUGUCUUUACAUGAAUUCAACUGUGUUAAAAAAGUCUCAUGCAUAUAGCAAGAGUUCUUUACAUAAUUCCCAUAAAAAAUGAAAAUAAUAGAAAAGUUGUUUACAUCUUGGAAAAAUUUAAAUUAGGCCUGUCGUAUGAAAAAAUCAUUCAAGUACAUGUAUAUAAAACAUAUUUCUGUUAGGUACUGCUGAUAAACUUGUUCUAAAGGAGUCUUUGUUUUUAGUGAUUCUGUGUGCUAUGCUUGGGACAAGGAUAUUAAGUAGAUUUUUGGUUAGGGAUGCAAAAUUAGAAUGUUUUCUAUAAUUCGACAAUUUUUGUAUAUUUCACAUUUUGUCUUUGUAUCAAAGAUAUAGUGUAGUCAAAGGCUUUGCAUAAUUAAUAUAAGUGUACCUAGUUUGUUACAUUCAAAAUGCUUAGAGUACAUGUAACAUUCAUCAAAUUUUUAUCCCUCACUUAAAGUGGGCAGUAUUAAUUUGGGUCUUUCCUUCCUUCUGUCUGUAACUCUUAUGUUUCUGAAGAAUAUAUCUUAAAAUCCUUUAGCUUUUGCAAUGAAAUAUAAAUCCCUAUGACUUAAAGAAGACCCCUAUUGAUUUUGAGGGCAAAGGUCAAGGUCAGAAAUAUAUAUUGCAUAAAAUGACUUUCAGAUAUUAACUGUUAGCUCUUUUUGAGAUUUUGCAAUAAAACUUAAGAUUAUGACUCUUUCUAAUGUAAGAAAGACCCCUACUGAUUUUGUGGCCAAUAGUAAAAGAUCAAGGUCAUGGGUUCAUGUAUGGCAUAAACUGGAUUCAAGUCUGCAACUUAUUGAUUCUGAGGUGAAAGAACCAAAGGUCAUAUCACAAAUUAGUAUAUUGCUACAAAAUUUUCUUGACAUCACAAAUAAACUGCUUUCCUUAAGCAGGGCACUGAUAUUUUCUGAGUAAGAAACACUUCAUAUUUAGAAUUCACAAUCAAAUUUUAUUUUUCAUUAAUUUAUUGAGAUCAAAUCAAUUCUUCUUCCUACCCCAUCUCCAUUCUUUUCAUAUUACAUUACUUAAACAAAUCUCAUGAUAACAUCAAUACACAAUAUCUUGGAGAAAAACAUACAUAUUUGACAAUAUGCAAAUUGAGCACAUCCACAACAUAUACACGUACUAGCUGUUCAGCUCUGAAUGUUAAGUAUUGUUCAAACAUUAAGAUUUUAUUUGAAAUUUUCUUUUAUUCCUCGUGAAUCUAAUAAUGAAAAUUAUGAAAUUGGAAUGAAAAAAAAUCAUGUACAGGAUGUUCCUAUUAAUAUGAAAGUAAAUAGUUAUUAUACUGCAGUACAAGAGGUAUAGUGUAAUGCUACAAUAAUCCUUUAUUUUGUGCAUAUUUUAAGAGGGCUGGGUG
This is a messenger RNA of Saccostrea echinata, 3903 nucleotides long. RefSeq names its product mucolipin-3-like. The record is from RefSeq and is a predicted model, not a curated record. Lineage: Eukaryota; Metazoa; Mollusca; Bivalvia; Ostreida; Ostreidae. Gene Ontology annotation, cellular component: plasma membrane; lysosomal membrane. Gene Ontology annotation, molecular function: NAADP-sensitive calcium-release channel activity. The coding region runs from base 42 to 1976 and encodes 644 amino acids. The transcript is spliced from 14 exons.